Molecule: messenger RNA, 1421 nt
Organism: Trifolium pratense (red clover)
Lineage: Eukaryota; Viridiplantae; Streptophyta; Magnoliopsida; Fabales; Fabaceae
Product: NAC domain-containing protein 82-like
Exons: 1
Coding region: 9-1295 (428 amino acids)
Biological process (GO): regulation of DNA-templated transcription
Molecular function (GO): DNA binding
Source: RefSeq, a predicted model, not a curated record
GCGAUUUGAUGGCUAUAACUAACAUGAUUCCGGGAUUUCGAUUCCGUCCUACUGGAGUUGAAUUGUUGAAGUACUUUUUGAAAAGGAAAGUGAUGGGAAAAAAGUUUCAUAAUGAUGUGAUCGCUGAAAUUGACAUAUAUAAACAUGCUCCUUGGGAUCUACCAUUUAAGUCUUAUUUACAAAAUGGCGAUUUAGAAUGGUAUUUCUUCUGCCCAAUUUCGAAGAAGCAUGGAAGUGGAAGCGGAGGGAGGUUGAAUCGAGCUACGGAAAUUGGGUUUUGGAAAGCUACCGGUAAGGAUAGAGUUGUGCAACAUAAUAAUCAAACGGUUGGUAUGAUUAAAACCUUGGUAUUUCACACCGGAAAAGCUCCUCGUGGUGAUCGAACUGAUUGGGUUAUGCAUGAGUAUAGGCUUGAAGAUAAGGACCUGGUUGAUAGAGGAAUUGUUCAGGAUUCUUAUGUAAUCUGUAAAGUGUUUCAAAAGGAAGGUCUUGGCCCUAGGAAUGGUGCACAAUAUGGGAGGCCAUUUAAUGAGGAAGAUUGGAGUGACGAUGAAGUUGGAUUACCUUUUUCUGAAUCGGCUGCGCCAGUUCCCGGUUUGGCUGUGACAACAACUAAUAGUUCUGUUCUAAAUGAUGCUGUCUAUUCAUGUCAAACAGGAUUGAUCUCUUCUCCCGAUGCUGUCUAUUCAUGUCAAACAGGAUUGGUCGCUUCUCCUGAUGCUGUGAGAUCAUGUGAAACAGGAUUGAUACCUUUUCCCGAUCCUGCAAAUUCAUGUCAAAUGAGAUUGAUGCUGCCUUCUCCCGACCCUGUAAAUUCAUGUCAAAUCGGAUCAAUGCCUUCGAGUCAAAUGGGAUUGAUGAUGCCUUCUCCCGACCCUGUAAAUUCAUGCCAAAUCGGAUCAAUGCCUCUCGACCCUGCAAAUUCAUAUCAAACAGGAUGGAUGCCUUCUUCCGACCCUGCAAAUUCAUGUCAGACAGGAUUGAUGCCUUCUGCUGACCCUGCAAAUCAUUCAUAUCCAGACAAUCAAGCUGUUAAUAAUGAUGAUAUUUUAUCAAUGCUUGAUAUUUUCAAUGACAGCGUCAUAUUUCCUGAGGAAAAUAUUGCUGAAGGUGCACUUUUAAGUGACAUUUUUGAGGGUUUGGGAGACCUAGACUGUUCGGCGUUGGGAUUCUUUGGCCAGAAUGCCGAGUUUAGCACAGACGGAAUGGCUGCUAUGGGUGAUGUUGGGCACUUAGAUUUCAUUGAGUUGACUGAUCUUGACUCUGAGUUGUUCUGGCAGAGUCAAAAUAAAUAAAUUCAGUGGAUUUUUAUAUUCUUCUCACACAGCUAACACACGGAGUUUUAGGUGCAUUUUAUUUUUUUGUUUUGUAAAAGUGAUUGAUUCAUGUAUGUUUAUUUCUCAAAUAUAUCAUAGUUUAUA